CCUUUACAGCAUGAUUUAUGAUCAGAGAAUAAAAACAUCACAAGCGAGUGUGCUAACUAUUAAAUAUUAUUCGAUAUAGACAUACUACAUUUUCACUUAUGAAGUGAGAGCAGAAAAUGUAUACAAGAUCCAAAACGUUCAAAAAAUGUAAAUAAGUUAACUAAUAUAAAUAAUAAAAUCAACUUCUCCGGCCAACUGGCCGAGUAGAAAACUAGUUGUCUUUAUAAGGCCUGAUCAAGCAUGAUUUGCUCCGGUACUGCCUGAACCCAUAAUAAAUCUCUUAAGAAAAUGUGCGGAACAAGAUCAUGAGGGAGCAGCAAGCACAAACCUUUUCAAUUCUAGCUAUAGUGAUUGGUUGGUGUUUGUGCUUGGAAUGUACCAAGCGGUUAAGUGAAGCUCCACGGGCUCGGGCGGUUUCCAAUGGCGGCGAGCGGUCUUCGAAACCUACAGGAAAGGUCCUCAGGGGAUUCCUGGGACCUCCUCCGAUGCCUAAGUUAGAGAGAGGAUUGAGAGAAUUGUAAAUAAGAGAGAGAAUGGAGUAGUUGAAGUUACCAUAAAUGUGAUCCUAUGAGGGGUAUUUAUACUAGUUUCGUCCGAGCUAUGCGCAUUAAAUAUUAUGUCGGGCGCUCUGAGACACCUCUGGAUUCCCCAACGUCUUCGUCAGACUUCGUACGUAGGAUCCAGAAUGUCGGGCGGUCCCUUGACGUCAUAUCUGUCCCGUGUCGGCCGGUCCCUUAGUACUAGAAUCCUUCGGGCCGCCUUUGUUCCUGAUCCUCUUUUGGGCCUUGCUUGUUCUUUUGUGGGCCUGAGUGCUUUCUGGGCUUACGGGCCGCGUGGCUCAAUGUGUGACCCAACAUUUGCCCCUUAGGCGGGAGAAGCUUUAGGUUCUCGCGUCUAACUGACUCGUUUCGUGAUCAUUGAGUGGGUAUGGACCGCUAAGGCCCUUAUAAGCGAUCAGAGCGGCUUAUCGCCGUUUGUCGAACUAUACCCCUUUGCCCCUAGUCGCGGGAAUAUGAAGCUACGGUCGCCUAAGGGGUUGCCCGAGGCGGUUUCCCUGGUCUUUUCGCUUUUUGCCACUUGUCGUUCCUCGGGCGCGGAGCCCUAACACCGAGCGGCGGAACGUCACCGCAGGGUUUUGUGGGGUUCGAGGCAUGUCACUUCGGGGAUUUUGAAAUUCCCCUUCUUCGCUAUAAGUGCCUAGGAGGGAGAGCUGCUCCACCCGAAUCUUCCUAGUUAUAGAAGUUCUUCGUCUUCUUCCUCCUUUUCUUCCGCUGUGUGUGAUCAGAGCUUGUCACCGCCGGCGCCUAUAAAUUUGAUCGACGCUCCAGGUAUGAUUUUUCCACUUUUCUUCUCGCCUUUUGGGUGCGGGUUUUGCUCCUUCAUUGGUUUGGCCUGUGUCUUACCUCACUUCGCCUCUUCUUUUGCCGACUUUGGAACCUCGCCGCCGUUCUUCGGCGAUCAGCCUUGUUCCAAAAUGGCAGGCGAUGAUUUGAAUUCUCCCUCCGUCGUCGACGCUCACGACGCUGCGGCCCGGGGGAGCGCUCCCGUCGUUGUUUCCCCCUCCGUUAUCGUCGCCGAUAGGGUUCCCCUUAGUUCGACUGCUCCGACAGCGGUCCCCUCAAUGGGGAAGAAGCCUGCCAGCGCAGCUGUGGCCGCCUUCACCUCUCAAGGUACGAACCGCUCUUCACCCAUUCGAAACACAUCUGAGUGUGUAUGGGAUUUAUCUGGGCUAGACUUGUAUGUUGGGAAUGCCUCUGAGUUAGACAACUGUCUUGUUGGUGAAUGUAUAGACUUAGAUGACUAUUGUGCUAACACGCGCCCUGUACCAGUUGGGGUUAUGACUACAUCUUCGGUCGUGGGGGUUAACUUGGGAGAGUUUGACCGGGUAGGAUUAGAUAGCAUUUCUUCGGAGGAGGACGUAGAAAUGAGCAGUGAUGAAGUACGCCCUGAGGCGUCUCCUAACACUUCUUACUCUUUGGAGGUGUCAGAUUCUGGGGACGCGAGACCGCCCUUGGUGGCUAUUCAGGACUCAGUGUACACGGUUUUACACCAUGCGGGGAUGUGGGAUGGAGAGCCGAUCCCGGCCGAGGUGUUCGAGCAAGGGCCGAAAAAUUCGGGGGCAGCUUUUAAGCCGGAACAGGUGUUGCACCACCUUAAGGCGCUUCGGAUGCCCCCGGAUUGGCAGUAUGCGGCUCCUUCUGAAGUUAGCCGUUCAAGAUCUUGCCCUAGUGACUCACUUCUACUGUCACUCCAGGAAUUGGCCAAGUGAAACCACUUCCUAAAGUGUAGUAUAGCGGGUUUGGGUUUAAUUAUCAACCCGGGUCCUAGAUUUGAUGACUACUCAGUGAAUUCUUGUUAUCUAGCAAUGAAACUUUAAUGCAAGUCUAAACUAACAAACUAACAAAGCAAGUAAACUGUUGUAUUCAGGUUAAGAGAGGUCACCCGGAUAUGGUUCCCCCUAGACUGCAGUUAAGCCAGAUUGUAAUUACCAAGUUCAGUUUCUAUGAUAGUUAUACUGCGGAAGGUUCUUAAACAGCCUGAAGUCUCGACUAAAGGUCUUCAGACCCUCUCAAUCUGAGUCUCUAGCGAGCGACUAACGUCCACCGGAGUAAACAGAUUGAGGCCUUAACAAACAAAACCUCCACUACCGGAGUAAAUCCGGUAUAGAAUAGUGAGUUGGCUCCUCGACUAAAGUCACCAACUCCCUACCUUCAAUCAAUGAUGCUCUAUCAACCUAGGCAGAUAUUCUCAUUCUAGGUUAAAGCAGAAACAACAGGAAUUUGAUCAGGAUUCAAGUCAUUCAAACCUCAAUCGAAUAUAAUCAAAUCAUAGAAUCAGUACUUGGGUUCAUACAAUCAAAGCCUAACAUACAAAUCUAGGGUUCUCCAUACCCAGAUGAAUGGGAGAACUAUUCCAUGGAGAAAGAAGCAAAAGCAGAAUCAGACGCGGAAUUCAUACUGUGAAGGAUGGAUUCCUGCCCCUGGACGUUGAUCGGCACUUCUCCAAGCUCAAACUGGCCUCCAAUGGUGUUAAAGAUCAAUCUAGGGCACUUGGAGACUCUUGUUCGUCACUUUUUCUCUCUAGGAAUCGCUCUAUCUCUCUCAAAACUCGAAUCCCCUUCUCUUUGGCUGAAAAUCUGCUUAAAAGGGCAUCAGUGGCCAAAGCACGGUCGAGGGCACGGCCGUGUAAUGCCUCAGCCCGCCCGUGCUUUGGUUAGGGUUAAUUACACGGCCAGUGCAUUGGGAGAAACACGGGCGUGUUUGAUGAUGGACACGGCCGUGCUUUGUCUAAGCCAUGCCCGUGUUUUUAGCAAUGUUUGCCAAACUCGAAUUUGCUCUCGGCAGUAAAAGCACGGCCACAGAACACGUCCGUGUUCUGUUUUAGGUGUGCCCGUGUUUUGGCUCCAGCUUGACGAAAUGACUUCCGAAUGCCCCAAAACUCGUGCUUAUCCUUUCCUUUGACGCCUGGGACCUGAAAUAUGACAAAAUAGCACAACCCGGCGUAAAAUAGGCCAAAAUACACGACUAUGCCUCUCAAACGGAUAAGAACUAGGGGCGCAAAUAUGUGCAAUUACAUCGUUAUCAAAUUCCCCCACACUUAACCGUUUGCUUGUCCCCAAGCAAACCAAGUCAGACACAAGGUAAGCUCAAAACAACAAGGCAUGACAUAUCGGCACAAAACACGUGGAUCAUACUGGCUUUCGAUCAGUAACACAUGGACAACUUCAAUGACAACCUAGACAACCACCACAGAUGACAUUCGAAUGCAGUAAAAUCGAACAAAGGAAGAGUCUCCCUUCUGUUCACCAACCAACAUAGACUUGACUCAACCACUUGUUCAAAACAGUCACAUCAUGCACAAGGUUCAAGAUAUCAGAAUUAAGACCGAGCAAUCUAGGUCCUCAUCGGGAUAAAGAGUGUAGAGAAUAAGAGAAAAUGAAUCGCUCACUCUCGACCAGUGGGGUCAGGACAAUAUGAUGCGAAAAAUGCGCAUGCUUAAUCUCUCAAUCCCUAACAUCUCUUCAUCAUGAAUGCAGCCUCGAAGUGCUAGAGUUCACAUAUGGGGUGUCAUCACUAACUAAUCCGGAGGUCUUAGACACAGGUUCAGAUGACUGGCUAGGGUCUUGGACAUGGGGAAAAGGCCUUUUAGGUGGUGGAAAUAUUCAUACAGCACAAGGUUCCACAUUCCCAAACCCAACAGACUCACAAUCAAUCAAACCAAUAACU
Molecule: messenger RNA, 4226 nt
Organism: Linum trigynum
Lineage: Eukaryota; Viridiplantae; Streptophyta; Magnoliopsida; Malpighiales; Linaceae
Source: the annotation of a GenBank genome assembly